Molecule: messenger RNA, 2579 nt
Organism: Medicago truncatula (barrel medic)
Lineage: Eukaryota; Viridiplantae; Streptophyta; Magnoliopsida; Fabales; Fabaceae
Product: pollen receptor-like kinase 3
Exons: 2
Coding region: 219-2102 (627 amino acids)
Biological process (GO): protein phosphorylation
Molecular function (GO): ATP binding; protein kinase activity; protein binding
Source: RefSeq, a predicted model, not a curated record
CUGUUCUCACACACGAUGACAACUUUCAUGUUUCCGUUUGUGGCUACCCAAUUCCAAGAAAACAAAAAAAAUACAAAUAUUAUUAUCCAAAACAAAAUUAAAAAAACAGAGAGACUUAGUAGAAGAAGAAAAAGAGGAACAAAAACAAACCUCUAUCUCUCCGAACAGCGGUCCAUUUCUACAAACAACCGGAGGACGUUUCAGAUUCCCGGUUGCCAAUGGCCGCUGUUCGUUUUAUUCUCAUUUUCUUUCUUCUCAUCUCUCUCCCUUUUCAUUCCUCUUCCAUUUCUGAAGCUGAAGCUCUUCUCAAACUCAAACAAUCCUUCACAAACACGCAAUCUCUUGCAUCAUGGCUUCCUAAUCAAAAUCCAUGUUCUUCAAGAUGGGUUGGUGUCAUUUGUUUCGACAAUGUCAUCUCAAGUCUUCAUCUUACCGAUUUAGGCCUCUCUGGAAAAAUUGACAUUGAUUCUCUUUUACAAAUUCCAACGUUAAGAACCAUUAGUUUUGUUAACAACUCUUUCUCUGGUGCAAUUCCUGAAUUCAACAAACUUGGUGCUCUUAAAGCUCUUUAUUUAUCAUUAAACCAAUUCUCAGGACCUAUUCCUCCAGAUUUUUUUUCUCAUUUAGGUUCUCUCAAGAAAGUAUGGCUCAACAAUAAUAAAUUCUCAGGAAAUAUACCAGACUCAUUAACAAAUCUUCGUUUCCUCGGUGAGUUACAUCUCGAUAACAAUGAGUUCUCUGGUCCUAUUCCAGAAUUCAAACAAGAUAUUAAAUCUUUAGACAUGUCUAACAACAAGUUACAAGGUGCAAUACCUGGUCCCUUGUCCAAGUAUGAGGCAAAAUCUUUUGCAGGAAAUGAAGAGCUUUGUGGGAAGCCACUUGACAAAGCAUGCGAUCCUUCUUCGGAUUUAACGUCACCACCUAGCGAUGGAUCCGGACAAGAUAGUGGUGGUGGUGGUGGUGGUACUGGUUGGGCUUUAAAGUUUAUUGGAAUUCUUUUGGUUGCUGCCUUAUUUGUUGUGUUUGUCACGUUUAUUAAAUCGAAACGUAGAAAGGACGAUGAUUUCAGUGUUAUGAGUAGAGAAAACAAUGAAGAUAUCAUUCCAGUUCAUGUUCCUAUCUCAAAACAUAGCUCAUCAAAACAUAGCAGAGCAUCAGAAAGUAGUGGAAAGAAGGAUUCUAGGAGAGGUUCUUCGAAGAGUGGUGGAAUGGGUGAUCUUGUAAUGGUGAAUGAUGAAAAAGGUGUGUUUGGUCUACCUGAUUUGAUGAAAGCUGCUGCUGAGGUUUUGGGAAAUGGUGGAUUAGGUUCUGCUUAUAAAGCAGCCAUGACUAAUGGUUUAUCUGUGGUUGUGAAGAGGAUGAGGGAGAUGAAUAAAGUAAGCAGAGAUAUAUUUGAUGCCGAGAUGAGACGGUUUGGGAGGCUUAGAAACCGUAAUAUUUUGGCUCCUUUGGCUUACCAUUACCGCAGGGAGGAGAAGUUAUUUGUUACUGAAUACAUGCCUAAAGGAAGCUUGUUAUAUGUCUUGCAUGGUGAUAGAGGAACAAGUCAUGCUGAACUAAAUUGGCCAACACGUUUAAAGAUAGUGAAAGGAAUUGCACGUGGAUUGACAUUUCUUUAUACUGAAUUUGAAUCCGAAGACCUGCCACAUGGAAACCUCAAAUCAAGCAAUAUACUUCUAGCCGAUAAUUAUGAGCCACUCUUAAGUGACUUUGCAUUUCAUCCAUUAAUCAACUCAAGUCAUGCAACACAAACAAUGUUUGCAUACAAAACUCCUGAUUACGUUCUUUACCAACAUGUUUCACAGAAAACCGAUGUUUAUUGUCUCGGAAUCAUCAUUCUUGAAAUCAUUACAGGAAAAUUCCCUUCUCAAUAUCACAGUAAUGGUAAAGGUGGUACUGAUGUUGUUCAAUGGGUGUUCACAGCAAUUUCUGAGAGAAGAGAAGCUGAAUUGAUUGAUCCAGAGUUAACAGCAAACAAUCAAGAUUCAAUUAAUCAUAUGUUGCAACUUCUUCAAAUUGGGGCUGCUUGCACAGAAAGUAACCCUGAACAACGACUUAACAUGAAGGAAGCAAUUAGGAGGAUAGAGGAAUUACAAGUUUAAAGAUGAAUAUGAUCAAUUUUUAUGUCAAUGUCAAUGUCAAUAUGCUAGCUUAGUAUGUAACAGUUGCUUUUGUAGGUGAGAGUUGCAGUCCUAGGAAAGAUUAAUUAAUUCAAUUGAUUCAGCAUCUUGAACCAACAAUGAAGUAUUCAUGAAUGAUCCUCUCAAAGCUUAGCGGUGAACAAUGAGUUUUGCACAACACUACAUAUAUUAAAGGGCAUCUAUAGAGGAAGAAAAAAAGGUCACUUACAUAGGGAGAAAAAUUGGAUGCAUGCAUGGCUUUAUGGAACUGCUCGAACUUCUAUAAACCAAAAACCAAAAGAUGCUGAAGAUUGGAGUGUUUUCCAUGUUUUGGCUCCUUUUUUGAGUUGAAAAAUGUGAAAGUACAAGAUCAAUUGAAUGGCGUGCCUCUUGUGCUGUUUAUGGCCCUUGUAAAUUAAUGUGCAAUUCAUAAUAUAAUGAACCCAUUUUUGUGACAAA